This is a messenger RNA of Oncorhynchus keta (chum salmon), 5533 nucleotides long. Its product is annotated as E3 ubiquitin/ISG15 ligase TRIM25-like. The transcript is spliced from 6 exons. The coding region runs from base 1699 to 3444 and encodes 581 amino acids. Gene Ontology annotation, molecular function: protein binding; zinc ion binding. NCBI's taxonomy places the organism in Eukaryota, Metazoa, Chordata, Actinopteri, Salmoniformes, Salmonidae. The record is from RefSeq and is a predicted model, not a curated record.
AUUGGUUAACUUUAACUAGCUAUGACAAUCGGUUUGUAUUGCUAGUUAAAACUUUGUUGUUAACUAGCCAGCUGAUGUUAGAUGGCUGGCUAGCUACAGUAGCUAACAUUACCUGUAUGAGCUGUGUGUAGUGAUGAUAAUGCUGAAGUAUUUGUAUCUGGAAUUUCUUUCAGCAUUAAUCAGUAGAACACGCCUGACUCUAAUCCACCAGUCAUACAGUCAUCAAAAGAGAGCUGCCUACAUGCACAAUUUCUUCAACUAUGGAGUUGGGAAAACACAUGUGGACCUGAAUUGUGAUAACUGCAGUGGCCAAAACAUUAAGUUUGUUCUCUGGUAUUGUGCCUGGUGGACCAUGCAUAAGCUAUUAUUAUAUUAUAUGUAUAUACUGUACUCUAUACCAUCUACUGUAUCUUGCCUAUGCCGUUCGGCCAUCGCUCAUCCAUAUAUUUUUAUGUACAUUUUCUCAUUCUUCCUUCACACUUGUGUGUGUAUAAUGUAGUUGUUGUGAAAUUAUUAGAUUAUUUGUUAGAUAUUACUGCAUGAUCAGAACUAGAAGCACAAGCAUUUCGCUACACUCGCAUUAACAUCUGGUAACCAUGUGUACGUGACAAAUACAAUUGAAUUUGAUACCUAGCAGUUUAAACCUGGAGCCUUGAACCGCAGCAUGGUUCACAACAACUAGAUCGUUGUCAUUACACUCAUUAAAUCCAUGAUUAAUGAGUAUUAUGAGGGUAGAUUUAUAGGACUACUGUUCAACCCCUAUUGUUCACUUUGUUUCACCUUCCAAUAUCUCAUGGAUUUAAAACUUUAAUACGGCAGCCUUCAGGAUGAAUAACAUUGAAAGACUUGUAUUUAGUUUUUAAAAAAGGCUUUGUUGAAGCACCUUUGGCAGUGAUACCAGCCUUGAGCCUUCUUGGGUAUGACGCUACAAGCUUAGCACACCUGUAUUUGGGGAGUUUCUCCCAUUCUUCUCUGCAGAUCCUCUCAUGCUCUGUCAGGUUGGAUGAGGAGCGUCGCUGCACAGCUAUUUUCAGGUCUCUCCAGAGAUAUUCGAUCGGGUUCAACUUUCAGGAUGAAUAACAUUGAAAGACAUGUAUUUAGCGUGCAAGUGAACAUCACUUGCAAAGCCCAUUAAGCACCUGCAUAAGGUAAGUCUGAAUACAAACUACUGAGAAGUGUGUCGGAAAGGCGUGCGCAGGAAAGGCGUACUUUCCUAAGUCUGAACGGGCCCUACAUGAUCGAGGGAUACUACAGUGUUUAGUAUAGUAUUCUACAACAUUCUAAAGUAAGUACUACCCAUGAUCAAGGGAUUGUUCAGUGUGUUGUAUAGUAUUCUACAAAAGUCUAUAGUAAGCACUACACAAUCUUAGGUAUAUUACAGUGUAGAGUACUUGUUUUUACAGUAUACUACCAUGUACUAUAGUUUACUACAGAAUUCUAAAUUAAUAUACUCUUCUAUAGUAAACUGUAAUAUCUUUUUAUGUCGGCGCCCCUGCACUGGCCGAGGAGAAGAUAUUCACUAUCAAAGAAAAUAGCCCCUCAUAUAACUAUAUAGAAUCCAUCCAACGCCACACCCCUUGCAGGUACAGAGUACACGCACAAUCAAUUCUCAUUUCUAUAACCCUAAACACUUCUAGAGAAACGUUAGUGAACUCUGAUACUCUGCUGCACUCCAUCUGUUAGUGUGUCAGCACCAAAAUGGCAACAUCCAUGGAUUCGAUCAGUUGUUCGAUCUGCCUGGAUCCACUGAAGGAUCCUGUGGCUAUUCCCUGUGGACACAGCUACUGUAUGGGUUGUAUUAAGGAUUACUGGGAUCAGGAUUACCAGAAGGGUGUCUACAGCUGCCCACAGUGCAGACAGACUUUCAUUCCAAGGCCUGUUCUAAACACAAACACUUUGCUGGCUGAAUUGGUGGAGAGUCUAAAGAAAACAGGGCUUCAAGCUGCUCCUCCUGCUCACUGUUAUGCUGGACCUGGAGAUGUGGAGUGUGACGUCUGCACUGGGAGAAAACUCAAAGCCGUCAAGUCCUGUCUGGAGUGUCUGGCCUCUUACUGUGAGACUCACCUUCAACUUCACUAUGAAUCACCUACAUUUAAGAAGCACAAGCUGGUCAAAGCCUCCACACAGCUACAGGAGAAGAUUUGCUCUCGUCAUGACAAGCUGCUGGAAAUGUACUGCCGUACCGAUCAGCAAAUUAUCUGUUACCUCUGUAUGAUAGGUGAUCAUAAAGGCCACGAUACAGUGUCAGCUGAAUCAGAAAGGGCUGAGAGACAGAGGCAGCAGGGGGACAAACAGAGAAUCCAGAAGAUAGAGAAAGAGAUGCAGACGGUUAGACGUUCUGUGAAGUCACUGAAGCGGUCUGCACAGGCAGCAGUAGAGGAGAGUGAGACGAUCUUUACUGAGCUAAUCUGCACCAUUGAGAGAAGGUGUUCUGAGGUGAAGGAGCUGAUAAAAGCCCAGGAGAAGGCAGCAGUGAGUCAGGCUGAAGGACUUCUGAAGCAAAUGGAGCAGGAGAUAGCCAAGCUGAGGAGGAGAGAUGCUGAGCUGGAGCAGCUUUCACACACAGAGGAUCACAUUCAUUUCCUCCAGACUUUGCAGUCCCUCUGCGUCUCUCCUGGAUCUGAGGCCUUACUGAGCAUCACUGUCAACCAACAUGUCUCUUUUGAGGAUGUGAAGAAAUCAGUGUCUGAGCUGAAAAAUCAAAUAGAAGUUAUCUGCUCUGGGGAAAUUGCCAUGAUCUCUGCGAAAAUGACAAAAGUCCAAAUUGUUCACCCCGUUGAGCCCUGUAGUCUCACGUCAUUCAGCACGCCUGGACUGUUAGUUGGUGAACUAGCGUCAUGUAGAAAUGAUGCCACCUUUCAGAAGAUAAGGCCUGAACCCAAGACCAGAGAAGAGUUCUUGGAAUAUUCCUGCCAGCUCACAUUGGAUCCCAACACAGCUAAUAACUGGCUGUGUCUGUCAGAGGGGAAUAGGAAGGUGACGUGGAGUCCAUGGAGUAAUAAGGCCCAGCCUUAUCCUGACCAUCCAGACAGAUUUUCCACCUAUGAACAAGUCCUAUGUAGAGAGGGUCUGUCUGGAACCUGCUACUGGGAGGUAGAGUGGAGCGCAUUCAAGGCUUAUAUAGCCACCUCCUAUAAAGGGAUUGGCAGAACAGGACGUGGUGAUGAGUGUUGGUUUGGAGGCAAUGAUCAGUCCUGGAGUUUGGUGUGUUGUUCUAUCCUUGGCUGUUAUUUCUACCACAAUAACAAACGGACUGCCAUACAUGUGCCCCGCUCUUCCAGAAUAGUAGGAGUGUACCUGGACCAUAGGGCAGGAACUCUGUCCUUCUACAGCGUCUCUGACACAAUGACCCUCCUCCACAGAGUCCAGACCACAUUUAAUCAGCCCCUCUAUCCUGGGUUCUGGAUUUAUGCUGGAUCAUCUGUAAAGAUACUGAACCAGUGAUAAACUUUGUUGAAAAUACAGGCAUGCUACUGUAUAUGACAUGUUCAACUAUCCAUGUUGCAAGAUUUUAGCGUUUAAAAAAUAUUUGAUCACUCUUCGCAAUGUCAGCGCAUAGUUCUGAUAUCUACCCUAAUAAUCCUCACUAACGGAUUGUGGUGACAAUGGUCCAGUCCUCGUGAACCGUGCUCCAGGUUUAAACGGCUACAUAUGGUUUGCGUUCUAUAAUGAUUCAAAUAGGCUACAUGUCCCAAAUUAUUGAACAACUUGUAAUACGUUAGCCUUAGAAGGUGCCCUAUUGCUAGCGAUCCUCAGGAACAACCACACGAAUGUGACAGAGGAAAGAAAGUUAAACUAACAAUGCAAUGGAAUGAUUCAAAAUGUAAGGUAAUGAACACUAAAGUCAAUGAGAGUUAUAAAUGUAUGUGGGUCUAACUGGCGGUGGUGUCCUAUAGUGGCUAAUAUUUAACACGAUUCAAAUUUUAAAGAACACUGUGAAAAGUCCGGGCAUAUAAUUAAAACAUUCUGGAGAUUCUAAAUCAACUGAUUUGGUGCUGUAGUGUCAUUUGCACAUGGCUACAGAAGGCUAUAGCUUGGGUCUCCAAAUUGCAUCCCAUUAUUAGACCAGUAUUUCAUAAAUGUCACUUUGGAAAAGGUGAUUUGUUGAUAUGCUUCAGUUUGCUGCUGUAUGACUGGUUUCACAUUUGUCUCCAGGGAUCAUAAGGUAAAAUAGGUCUAAAACAAUUGCAAUUUAUGUUUACAAUUCCCUUAUCGAAACCGCUCACCCACUUAUUUACUCUUAUCAAUAGCUCCUAUCAAUUUGUAAAUUAUAGUGAAUGGAGAAUGGUGUUAUUUCUAUCAGAAAACAAAUAAAUGAGAUUUUCCACUUGGAACUGACAGGUUGCUCAACCUUACUCAUAAUUUCAUCACGCGUAUUAUGAGUGCAUUAAGUCAAUUGAUCUGUAGACACACCUCCGACACACCUUUAUUUAUUUUUAAAUCUCCACCCCAAAUGAAUAGCGGGUGAAUGGCAUGCUUUUCUCGUGCUUAAGUUCAAGGUCCGUAUACAUGUAGAGAGAAAAGAGCAUAAAAAGGGAAUUAUUUUCCAUUUACACUGCUUAACUUGGGUAGGAAUUCCCCCUUGGUGAAUAGAAUCCUAGAAUCCUAUUGACUCUUGGAACUAUGACAACCCAGUUCUAUGGUUCCAGUUUACUAUGGAACUAAUCCUAACUAUCACAGAUAUGAUGUAUUUUCACUGAGGUCUAGCUUAAAUUUCACGUUUUAUUUUAGUCUAAAAAAAGACUUCAUGAGAAUUGAUUACAUUGUUGAUUGUAAUAUUUUGGUUUUCGACAAACAGAAAAAUAUACAUACAGAGGGAUGAGUUUCUACACAAAAAUAUAUUGGUGUGUGUGUGUGUGUAGUAUUGCUGUUCUUUUUUUGUGACCAAAUAUUCAUUUUUUUUAUUGGAGGGAGGACUACAUACACAAUACAGAAAUUCAUAUCAUGUAAUAGUGAGCUUGCAUCACAGAACCAAAAAGUAACAAUACAUUUAGUAUGUAAAAAAAAUUAAAUAAUAAUAAUUGUGCCUCCACCCUUUCUGAACGGCUGUGUUAAUCAUUUCAAGUAACAGUGGAACUAAUUGGUUAAAAAAAAUGGUAUAGAUCUCAGUGGCAGUAUGUUAAGGGAAUUUUGAUCAAUGAUGACUAAUUAUGUAUACAUUUUAAUCAGGACUGACUAAUCAGAAUACUAUUAGGUUACUGUAUAUGUAUGAAUUUUCUUUUUAAUCUUAGUACUGAAUAUAAUGUGUGCAAAUAUAAUCAAGAAUUAGAACAAUGACUGUCUGUACCAUGGUAGAAAUGAAUGAACUUAUAGCCAGUCUGGCUAGAAGGCUUAUCUACACAAGCAUGGCCUUGGCUCGGUCAUAUAUUAUCUUAAAUAGGGAGAGACAUGUGAGAACCAUACAGCCAUUGUACUACAGCGGAGAUGACAUGGGCUAGUACUGAAACGAAUGACGUCAUUGUCAGUUUAUAACCUGUGGUAAAAUGUGUAAUGGGCUGUACUCUCGUGAAUAAAAGCUGCUGUUUGACUUUAA